AUGGAGGUUGCCGAGAGCAGAGAGCAGACCUCAGUUGGUCCGACAACGGGGGCCGAGUCCACCAUGACCAAUGGCGAGCGGAAUCCCUUCUUGGAUGACCCUCUCAUGGAUGACGGACGGUCUAGUAGCUUGAGCGAGAUCGACGACGUGUCCGACGACGAGCCAUCUGACUUUGAUGAUUCCCCCAAGCCCGAGAGGCAGCUAGAAAACGACUCGGAGGCGGAAACCGAGCGCAUCGAAGAUUCCCCGCACAAUAUCCGAAAACGAGACAUUGUCCUGAGUGCUGGGGGUACUGGCAGCGCUGGUCCAAGCCCCAGUAAGCUUCACCAGUCCACCACACUGGACGACGUCGAUGAUGAUGAGCACCUCGUGGACGACUCUCCCAGCAAACCACGACGACCCUCCAACAACAACGCAAUCGAUGACGAGACUGCCGAACUCGACGAUGUGGAGCUUCCCGAUAGUAUCGGAAAGAAGCGCAAGCGCGUUGAGGCCGGCGAUGAGACUGGAACCGAGCUCGGCGAGGACGAGCCGCUCAAGAAACGCCGAAGCUCCAUCAAGAGCGAUCUGAGCGACCCAAUCGACGACGAUACCCCACUUUCACCAGAGCCAAUGAUGGAUGAUGAGCCAGGACCUAUCAUGGACGACGAGUUGGCUGUCGACGAUAUACCCGAGUCAGAACUUCCAGUGGUGCCAUCCAAGAGCAGAAGGGCUAAAAAAGUCGAAGAACCAAUUGAACCCAUCGACGAGGUCGAUGAUUCGGAGGCCGCUCGGGUGGAAGAAGAGUCUGCGAAAAAGAUGUCGGCCAUGGAAUCAUUGGCAACGUUGGAGAAAGAGUUUGCGACGUUGCGGGACAAAAUUUAUGACGAACGGAUCACAAAACUCAAUCGUGAGUUGGAGAUGCUGACUGGACCGAAUCCGACGCAUCCCGAGUACCUGCGUCAGAUUGAAUGUGUGCAACGUUACCGGGACGCCAAAAUCAAAUACGAGCAUACUCUGUACCGCUACCGCUUAAAGGCCUUGUUGAACAAGAGCUUGGCCGAGCGUGCGCAGAGUCACAGUACCUUUUUCCAGCGCGUUCGUGAUGUGCGCGAGCGUCAUUCGAGUGCGAUCAGCAAGCAGUUCUAUGCCAUCCAGCAUGAUCGUUUCAAGACGGAUGAGCUCAGCCCGCACCAUAUCGUGCCAUUCCCGACCCGCCGGUCGCAACAAAUUGCACACCAGACCGCUUACAACCAUGAGGUUUCCAUCAUGGCUGGAGUCGCCAAGUAUGUUGGCUUCCCGGCCGCGCCGACUUUAUUGGGGGCUCGUCCGUCCGAAUUGGAAGAUGAUCUGGAGAAGAUGGGGAUAUCUAUCGAGACACGAGUGUCGGUUCCACGACAUUCACAUUCAUCGGCAAUGCCCCCUCGUGGUGCAGUGUCAGCCAUGUCGUCAAAUAUUUUCCGCACAGCAGCCGAGGAAGCUUUCCUAGAGCAAACGCCCUGGGCCAAUCCUCAACAUCCCAUUCAUCAGCAACAGCCACAGCACCAAUAUUCCCAACAUCACAGGCCCCCAGCAUCCUCUUUCGCCACACCGGCAGCCCAAAAACGGGUCGUCGAUAUCAACGCACCCAAUGGAUCUGCGUCCACUAUUCCUGAGAACAUGUCGGCCGCCAACUCAUCCGCCAACAACACACCCUAUGGCACCGAGCAGGAUCCUCGUCACCCAGGUCAAGGACCAUUCCGCAAUCCAGACUAUGACACCGAACAUAAGUCUGGAUUCCGAUCUCAGAGUUCUUCUCCACUAGAUGUGCGAAAGGCUCAGCCACAUCCCAGCCAUAUCCUCGAGCGCCGCUCUCCCGGACUUGAUACUUCCCGCAAUUCUCUCUUCUCUCCACCUCCCGCUCGGGCUGGGUUAUUCCAACCUUCCACCUCCAAGCCCAGUGCCUCGCCCUCUCUCCUUUCCAAACCAGUCGACACGAUACACUACCACCCACACCAACCUGAGAUCUCUACGGAAUCUAGCUCAAGUCACAUGCCUGCUCGGUAA
Molecule: messenger RNA, 2025 nt
Organism: Penicillium cataractarum
Lineage: Eukaryota; Fungi; Ascomycota; Eurotiomycetes; Eurotiales; Aspergillaceae
Exons: 5
Coding region: 1-2025 (674 amino acids)
Biological process (GO): negative regulation of transcription by RNA polymerase II
Cellular component (GO): Sin3-type complex
Molecular function (GO): histone deacetylase binding
Source: RefSeq, a predicted model, not a curated record